CUAGCAACGGGUUGUCCUUGGCAACAGGGGGACGCGGGACGAGGGCUUAGUUUCCCGCGCGUUCCUAACACCUGCUCGCGAUCCGAAGACCAGGCCGAAUCAUGUCGGAGAUCCUGUGCCAGUGGCUCAACCAGGAGGUGAAGGUGUCCCAGACCGUGAGUCCCAAGUCAUUUGCAAAGGCAUUUUCUAGUGGCUAUCUCAUUGGAGAAGUUCUGCACAAGUUUGAACUUCAAGAUGAUUUUUCAGAAUUUUCGGAAAGCAGGAACCCCAGUACCAAACGCAGUAAUUUUUCUCGCUUGGAACCAACACUCCAUCUCCUUGGCGUACAGUUUGAUCAGAACAUGGCCCAAAAUAUCAUCACAGAAAAGCCUGGGGCAGCAACAAAGCUUUUAUAUCAGUUAUACAUCACUCUGCAGAAGAGGAAGAGAGGCGGGCCAAGUGGAUUGGAAGUGCCAAGCCUGCACCCCAUCCCCGGUGUAAAGCUUCAAAACAUGAAAAGUGAGGCUUUUCGAGAUCAACGCCUGAGCAGAAGACGACAGAAUGAGAUAAUGGCCAAAAUCCAAGCAGCUAUCAUACAGAUUCCCAAACCUGCAUCAAAUCGUCCUAUGAAGGCACUUGAGUUCCAAAAAAUGAUGAAAAAGAAAAGAGAGGCAGAGGAUGUGGCCAAUGAGAUUAAGAAGUUUGAAGCAUUAAUAAAAAAGGAUCUCCAGGCAAAAGAAAGUGCAUCCAAGACUGCUUUAGACACAGCAGGUCAGACAACUACUGAUUUGUUAACCACUUAUUCGGAUGAUGACUACAUUAAAAAAAUCCAAAAACGUCUAGAAGAAGAUGCUGUUGCACGAGAACAAAGGGAGAAAAGACGGAGGAGACUGUUAAUGGAUCAAUUAAUAGCCCAUGAAGCACAGGAGGAGGCUUACCGGGAAGAGCAGCUGAUUAACCGGCUGAUGCGACAAUCCCAGCAGGAGCGCAGGAUUGCCGUUCAGCUCAUGCAUGUCCGGCACGAGAAGGAAGUUUUAUGGCAAAACAGAAUUUUCAGAGAAAAACAAUAUGAAGAAAGACGACUGAAAGAUUUCCAGGAUGCUCUUGAUCGAGAGGCGGCUUUGGCAAAACAAGCCAAGAUUGAUUUUGAAGAACAAGCCCUAAGAGAAAAGGAAGUUCAUGAACAGAUUGCUGUGGAAAGAGCUCAAGCCCGUUACAAAAAGCAUUAUUCAAUAUGUGCAGAAAUUUUGGAUCAAAUACUUGAUUUGUCUACUAAAGUAGCAGACUAUCGAAUGUUGACAAAUAAUCUGAUUCCACAUAAGAUGAUGCGUGAUUGGAAGGAACUGUUUUUUAAUGGAAAGCCUAUAUAUGAACAAGCCUCUAUUAAGCACCUGCAAGCCAAGCCCUCAGCAGAGCAACUGACAGAACUGGAUAAAAGGGACUUGCUAGACAACAAUGAUUACAAAGAAUAUAAGAACAUGGUUGGAGAGUGGGCCUUACCAGAAGAAAUGGUUGAUAAUAUACCACCCUCCAACAAUUCCAUAUUGGGCCAUGUGAUUCACAGACUAAUUGAAAAAUCUCUUCCUCCUCAAGUUGAAUCAACAGCGCUUCAGUUACCUUCAUUUGGUAUUACAGGGUGCUUAUUGGGGAAAACAUUUAGUGGAAAAACCACUGCACUAAAGUCUCUACAAAAAGACUUUCCUAUUCAGAUACUUUCUAUUGACACUCUUGUCCAAGAAGCUAUCCAAGCCUUUCACAACAAUGAAAGAGACAGUGACAGUGUGAACCAACCUGUUCAGAAAGAAGUGGAAGCGAAGACUCUGCAUGUUCUGAAAGAGGCUGAUGAAAGCCAGAAUCUUGAAAAUGGAAAUCCGGCUGAUCCAGCUGCAAAUGAAGCCUUAUCAGAAACAGAAAAUAAAACUGUGCUUAGUACCGAUACAAAUAAUACACCAACGUCUAAAGAAGUCGAGUCAAGUGAGAAUUUAUCUGAACUCACUCUGCGUGCUCAGCUUGGCGCAAAGUCAGAAAAAUUACUGAAGAAAGGAAAGAGCAUUCCUGAUACAUUGCUAAUUAGCAUCAUGGUAAAUGCUAUUAAAAAGAUACCUGUGGAUCAAGGCUGGAUCCUGGAUGGCUUCCCUAUGACAUUAAACCAAGCCAAGCUCCUGGAGGAGGUUCUCACAGGGUACAACAGAAGCCUCCUAGAACAGGAAGGCACGAAAGCACAAGCAUCCUCAUUGGCUAUUGAUACUACAGUUUCCAAAGAACUUCCUAUUCCUCCUUCUGCAUUUGAUUUUGUCGCGUUAUUAGAUAUAUCAGAUAAUUCCUCACUGAAUCGCAUGAAUGACAUCAUGGCUGAAGCAUUUUUAAGUGAAACUACUCAUGAAGAUAUCUGUCAACGUGUAGCUGCUGAAAACCAAGAUACAGAUGAAGAUGAGAAUUUAAGAGCCCAAAUACAGCAUAGAAUCAUAGGCUUCUUGGACAACUGGCCUUCAUUGGAGAAAUGGUUCUCAGAACCAGAAAAUAUUUUGAUAAAAAUCAAUGCUGAAGUAGAUAAAGAGUUGUUAUACCAAAAAGUGAAAGAAAUGUUUAUGAAUGAAACAGUGAAAAAAGUGAAUAGAGUUAAAAAGAAAUUAGAAGAAAAGGAAGCUGAGGUAAAAGCAGUUGUCCAGGCUGAGGGUCCACCUGCUAUUUCUCCUGCUCCACCUUCUGAACCCGAAAAAGAGAAGGAAAUGCCUCCUCAGUCUCAGCGUGAGCGUCCAAAGACUCCUGCUCUGAAAAGAAAAACAUCAGAAUCCCUGCUUGCUAAGCAAGAAUCUUCUCAGGAAGGAAAAGGGAAGAAAGGUGACACUUCACUCAAAAGAAAAGGUUCUCCUAAAGGAAAAUCACCCGGAGGGAAGGCAGCAGUAAAGAAAUUGCCUGGGGAAUCUACAGAUACCUCACCUACUCCGGUAGUGGCCCCGCCACCCAAGCCAGGAUCCGAAGAAUGGGUCUUUGUGGAUGAGCCAAUUCCUGAGGAAAUACCUUCAUAUUUAGUAUCUUAUUGGGAUUUAAUUGAAAAAUCUUACAUAAACACCAUCAAAAGUGCACUCAGGCAUCUGAGAGAAAACCAGCAUAUCGUGAUCACUCACUUGAAUGAGAUCAGAACAAGUUUCCAACAGUUUCUGAGGCGUCCUGAUCAUAAGCAAGAUUUCGUGUCUCAAUGGCAGGCAGAUUUCAACACUCUUCCUGAUGACCUGUGGGAUGAUGAGGAAACAAAGGCUGAGCUACACCAAAGAGUGAAUGACUUACGAGACCGCCUUUGGGACAUCUGUGAUGCCCGGAAGGAAGAGGCAGAGCAAGAGCGUCUGGACAUCAUUAAUGGGAGCUGGUUGCAGGACUUGAUUGGAAUAACAAUGAACCAUUUCUUCACAUUGAUGCAGGCAGAGCUGAACCGUUUCCAAGAUACAAAAGUACUCCUUCAAGAUUAUUAUAGGGGAAUGGAAUACAAAAUCCCAGCAGAUAACAAUAAGAAAUUUGCUCGAGUCCCUUUGGUCCAAAUGAAUAAUAGAGACGCUAUGGAAAACUAUGUGAGAAUUCCUUUAGUUCCUCGAAUAUCCAUUUCUCCAGAUUCAACUAUAUCUAAACCAAAAACAAAAGCCAUGCUGAAGGGCAGGAUUGAUCAUUCACUAGAAAACGUAGAGUUAAACCUUGAGGCAGAUGAGAAGUUGAUAGUGGACACCUGGCAACAGACUUCUUCACUGGUGUCUCAGAUGGUUACUGCUGAAAUUCAGCAGAGGGUCAUGGAAGAAGAAAAAGAAAACCAGCCAGCAGACACAAAAGAAAAAUCUCUUCCAGCGAGUGCAAAUAAAAAAGUCAAAAAGGAAUCACCCAAGAAAAAAAAGGAAGACAAAAAAGCCAAAGGUAAAUCACCACCUACAGCUGUAUCCUCUCCUAUAAUGAUAACCACAGAGGAAAUUGCCGAAAUGGAAAGGAAAGCUGCACUGAAGUUAAAAAUAAAGGAAGAACAUCUCGCUGCCCUGCAAUUUGAAGAGACAGCCACACUCUUCCGACUUGAACUGAUAAAAGCAAAAGCACUGACUUUUCUUGAAGAUUUAGUAACAAAGGUAGUCGAUGUAUAUAAACUCAUGGAAAAGUGGCUUGGUGAGAGGUACUUAUGUGAAAUGGCCAGUGUGGAAAAAUUAACUGAUGUAGCUCGCUAUCACAUUGAAACAGCUACAAGAAUUCAGAAUGAACUUUACUUAGACCAAGAAGAAUUCUUCAUUAAUGGCGAUGUAAAGGUCUUUCCAGAUCCCCCUCCUCCAAUUCGCCCUCCAUCUGUAGAAAAGGAAGAAAAUGGGACCCUGACCAUCGAACAGCUUGACAAUCUUCGAGAGGAGUUCUUAGAGAUAGCACCUAGAGGCAGGGAUCCUCCAGAUGAUGUGAGUCCAGUCACCGAAAAGCAGAAAAGAGCAUGGAAGCUUGACCAUUACUUGCCAAAGAGAAACAAUCAAUUUUUGAAAAUUUGGCUUAAAAAAUACCCUUGGCUUGUAUAUGACGAAAUACUAAAUCUUAUGUUCUGUGGCUUGUGUCGAAAGCACGGGGUGAAGUCUAGAGGUAGUCAAGUGAGUUUUUUUUAUGGCACUGACAACUUCCGGACAGAAUUCCUCAAUGCACAUCACCUCAGCGAGGCUCACGCCAAGGCUUCACUAAUGGAAGCGACCAGUGGUUCUCCAGUGAACAGAGCCACCACAGAACUGAUGGUGAGGACCAUGAGCAAGGUCACCCUCGGCCGAGUGGAGAACCUAUUCAGGUCAUGCCACGCGAUCGCCAAGACGGGGCGUCCCCUCAAAGAUUUUAUCUGGAUGUGCAACUUGGAUGACAUGAAGGGUGUUGAUAUCGGCCCUGUAUUCAGAACUAAUAAGUCAGCAAGAACAUUUACGUAUUUUAUUGCCGAAGUUGAACGGAGAAAUCUAAGAGAGAAACUAGAAAAAAGUAAGUUUUUCUCUGUCAUCAGUGAUGGAAUUACAGACAGUUCAAUAGAGGAGGCUGAACUUGUCUAUGUGCAAUUUGCAUAUGCAGGAAAAGUGCAUUGUCAAAUUGUUGGGGUGCAGACAGUCGAAAAGAAGAAUCCUCUGGCAAUAAAAAAUGCCAUCGAAAAGACACUAGAGAGAAAUCUUCAACUUCAGCUGUCGAACCAAGACUGGGCAAAGAAACUAGUUGGAUUUGGAAGUGAUGGUGCCUCUAGCUCAGAAGGACAGAACAAUGGGGUGGCCCUCCUUCUACGAGAAAUCCAGCCAUGUGUGCUGACAGUGUAUUGCUUUGCACAUCACCUUGAGCUAUCUUACAAGGCAGUGUUCCAGAGCAUUCCCCUGUACAACGAUGUCAGAGAACUUCUUCAUAGCAUUUACGACUUUUAUCACAGUUCUCCUCUUCAUAAGAGUUCCCUGAUAACUGUAUUCAAAGGCCUUCACCUGCAACCCGUGAUGCCUUCCCAAGUAGGUGGCAGAAAGUGGCUUCAGGGGCUGCAGGCAGCCCUCCAGAACUUUCUCAAGGGAUAUCCUGCAAUUGUCCAGCAACUGCAUUUAGCAGAUAAGAGCAGAAGUGACCCAAGUCACCCAAGAGCCAAAGAGCUUCUCCACUUCCUUCUCCAAGCAGACAUUGUGAAAUUCAUCCAUUUCUUAAUGGAUGUCAUUAACGUGCUUAGCAUCCUGUCCCGUGUCAACCAGAACAGAAAUUCUUCAAUUGCUGACAUAUUUGCCACAUUAGAGUCAACUCUGGAAAUGCUCAGACUCUAUCAAACAAGACCAGGGCCGAAAGAACGUAGGGUGGCUUCAGUCACGCAUUUUCAUGGUAACUGCCUUGGAGGAAAGGGAAACAUUUCAGACAUGAGAGACAUGGUUUUGACACAUCUGAUCGAGAAGCUCAGAGGCUGUUUCAGAGAUGCCAACCAAGAUGUGGUCAAAGCAACCAUGAUUGGAAGCUUUAAGUUGUGGCCUGCAAAGAUAAAUGAAGAAUUUGGAGAAAAAGAGGUAUCCGUCCUGCUAGCACAUUAUGAACCAGUACUGGAAGCAGCCAACGUGAAAAUUGAUGAAGUGGACACUGAGUGGAGCAUGUUGAAAUUGGAGAUUUAUGCUAGAUUUCAGAAUAUCCGCAGAUUGACCUGGGAUUUCGUGAAUUCUGUUUACUUGCACAAAUAUCCAAAUAUCUUGACACUAGUUGACCUGGUACUGACCCUCCCUGCAAGUUCAGCUGAGGCAGAACGUGGCUUUAGUCAGAUGAAACGCACCAAGUCACAAAUGCACACCAAGAUCACAGCUGAUGGCAUGACGGACCUCCUGAUAAUUCAGUUGAAUUCUCCAGACAUUAAUAACUUUGACCCUAGGAAAGCCAUCCAUUUAUGGAAUACGAGAACACCAUCGUCGACUCGUAACACAAGGCCUAAUUCGGAUUGCUCAUCAAACUCAGAAAGCCAUUAUGAAAGUGAUUAGUACAUGUGACAAAUGUUGGCUUCAUCAUUGAUCAUUGCAAAAAAACAAUUUUUUUCAAAAAUCUGAAAUUUGAAAGUGAAAGUAGUAGCCAAUCCUCACAUCAAACAUAGAAGGUAUUUGGUGCCUUCUAGAUACACCGAAAAAAAUCCGAAGAUUGGCUUCCCUAUAGACUUCUGGGUUCCACUCAUAUUCACAUAUCUUUUCACAUUCUUUGAGUAGAGGUGGACACUGCUUCACAUUAUUGUGGUGUCAUCUUUGUAAGAGUUAUUUCUAAGGGUUACCAGACUGCCUUUCUGGUCUGGGUUUCUUUAAGCCUGUCAUACAGUGGACUUUAUUUUCUGGACAACUCAAAUGAUGGUUACUUAGAUAACUCAGGGCCAAAUGAGAGUUUAUUUUUGUUCUGUGAACAAAAAUUGCAGGUUUACAUAUUUCUGUUAUUGCCUCACACAGGAAGAUCUUAUUACAUGCCUUGGCCAUUUAAGUAACAGAGUCAAAUAUUAAAAUUGUUUUAUGUUUCAUACUUAAUUCCUCAGAUAAGUAAUUCCUAUGUAAACAGCAAGUAUUGCCUCAUAAUUCUUAUCUUGCACCAUUGCUAUUAUAAACAGUGGAAAUAUAUUAU
Messenger RNA from Talpa occidentalis (Iberian mole), 7065 nucleotides. It is a transcript of the gene SPEF2, whose product is annotated as sperm flagellar 2. Gene Ontology annotation, cellular component: sperm midpiece; manchette. Gene Ontology annotation, biological process: sperm axoneme assembly. Bases 102 to 6446 code for a protein of 2114 amino acids. The record is from RefSeq and is a predicted model, not a curated record. The transcript has 34 exons. Gene Ontology annotation, molecular function: calcium ion binding; protein dimerization activity. NCBI's taxonomy places the organism in Eukaryota, Metazoa, Chordata, Mammalia, Eulipotyphla, Talpidae.